Molecule: messenger RNA, 1855 nt
Organism: Cannabis sativa
Lineage: Eukaryota; Viridiplantae; Streptophyta; Magnoliopsida; Rosales; Cannabaceae
Product: indole-3-pyruvate monooxygenase YUCCA6
Exons: 4
Coding region: 528-1805 (425 amino acids)
Biological process (GO): auxin biosynthetic process
Molecular function (GO): monooxygenase activity; flavin adenine dinucleotide binding
Source: RefSeq, a predicted model, not a curated record
UUUAGUUGUAACUUUUGUUCAGAAAAGUUAGAAUUUUUUUUAACGAACUUACAUAUCAUAAACACUUUCUCGUGACCCUAUUCGGGUUAAUUCUGUAUAAAUUCUUGAAUGAGAAACAGAAGUAAUUUAAAUAGGCAAAGCAUAUAUCACCAUCGCUCUCUCUUCUUCUUCUUCUUCUUCUCUCUCUCUCUCUCUCUAUAACCCCUCAUAGUUGUUACUCAUCUUCCACAUAAACCUCUCUCAUUGAACAAAACGGAGAUUAAAAAAAAAAAGUAUUUACUCAUUCUCGCAUGUGGAUAAUAUCCACUCCAGAAUUUAAGGAGUACAACUACUACUUUCUCUCUCACACACACACACAAAAAAAAAAACUUAACCUUGAUUCAUCAUCAUCAUCAUCAUCUUAUAAAAAUUUGUAAAUAAGAGAGAAGAGAAAGAAGGAAAAAGAAAUCAGGGUAGGUAGGUAGGUAGGUAGGUAGGUGUUGGAUUUGGAUCUCUUCUUAUUAUCAGUGUGGCGGCAUUAUUAUUACAUGGAGUUGUACUUAAGAGAAAUAGAAGGGAAACAAGCCCAUGAUCCUGUUAUUAUGGUAGAGGAUGAUUUGAAAAGCAUGAGGAGGAGGAGAUGUUGCUGUGUUUAUGUGGCGGGUCCGGUGAUCGUGGGAGCGGGGCCAUCGGGUCUAGCGGUGGCGGCAUGCCUGAAAGAAAAAGGGGUGCCCAGCGUUGUGCUUGAAAGAUCCAACUGCAUAGCUUCCCUUUGGCAGUUGAAGACUUACGACAGACUUAGUCUCCAUUUGCCAAAACACUUUUGUGAGCUUCCAUUCAUGUCGUUUCCAUCUGAUUUCCCAACCUAUCCAUCCAAACGACAGUUCGUACAGUACUUGGAGGAGUACGCGGAGAGGUUCCAUAUUAGGCCGCGUUUCAAUCAAACGGUGUCAUCGGCGGAGUACGACAACACAGUGGGGUUGUGGCGAGUGAGGACGAGCGAGAGCGAGUACGUGUGCCGGUGGGUGAUAGUUGCUACUGGGGAGAAUGCGGAGGCGCUUGAGCCGGAGAUUAAAGGGAUUGGGGAGUUUGGUGGGCCCAUAAGGCACACCAGCUUGUAUAAGAGUGGCCAUGAAUUUCGAGGGAAGAGAGUUUUGGUGGUUGGUUGUGGCAAUUCUGGGAUGGAGGUCUGUUUGGAUCUAUGCAAUUAUAAUGCUUCUCCUGCUCUUGUCGUUAGGGACAAAGUACACAUCCUACCACGAGAGAUGCUGGGAAAAUCCACUUUCGGGGUGUCCAUGUGGUUGCUCAAGUGGUUGCCCAUACGACUUGUCGAUCGCUUCCUUCUAAUCGUGUCGAGGCUCAUAUUAGGCGACACCUCUCUCUUCGGAUUGGACCGCCCUCCUUUGGGUCCCUUAGAGCUCAAGAACUUGUCCGGAAAGACCCCAGUUUUAGACGUUGGCACACUUGCCAUGAUCAAAAGUGGAGACAUUCAAGUAUUUCCAGGUAUAAAGCGGCUAAAACGACAUAGAGUGGAAUUCGUGGAUGGAACAACAGAGAAAUUUGAUGCAAUCAUAUUGGCAACAGGUUACAGAAGCAACGUACCCUCUUGGUUAAAGGAAGGAGAAAUGUUUUCAAAAAAAGAUGGAUUGCCAAAAAGGCCAUUUCCUAAUGGAUGGAAAGGAGAGAGUGGGCUUUAUGCGGUGGGGUUCACAAAGCGUGGACUCCUUGGGGCAUCAAUGGACGCCAAAAGAAUAGCAGAAGAUAUCCAACGGUGUUGGAUUGCUAACACAUCAACUACAACUACGACCUAUAGCUACUUGUCAUAAUAAUAAUCAUCAUCUCACAAUAUAUAAAUUUUUAUACCCAAAAACAAAAA